AUGGUAGUCACACCAGGCGGAUGGAGAGGCACGUUCUCCGACUUUUACGCCCCACAGACGACGAACGCCCGGCUAUUCAGCUUCCACAGCGACCGCGACGACGUCGAAGAGCUACCGCUAGAAUCUCUAUCUUUAGCAUCAGCAUCCUCGCCGUUGCAGGAGAACAAUAGAGCCCCUCGCUGUGUUCCAGCAGCAUCGGAAAUCCUUGUUCUCGAAGCGACAGGGGAGAAGUUCGACCACGAGAGUUCGGCGAGCAGUCAAGUCACUGCGGAGUUGUUUGAUUCUGUCUGUUCCACGUGGCGUAUCUCUCCGUUGGUCAAGGAGCGGAUCUCCAGGCCUGGUUCACUGCCACGGUUCGAGUAUGAGUAUGAUGAACGCCAGCAGCUUCAGGGUGAUGAGAACAUGAACGAUGGCCAGACGAGUCGUGCUGGGAAUGAGAAGCUAAGAAUGAAAGCGAUCGACAUCGGCUUCCAAUGGGGACCCGGGCACGGUACUUUUAUCGUCGCGUGCGGAAAGUACGACUUCGACACGCGAGCACUCCACAUGUUUGUCUCAUGGAGGGGAAUCUUCUCCUGCUAUGGGUUCAGCUCGCCACCAAAUCCGCCAGACCAAUGCGACCUUUUGAACCUUCCAUGCAUUGCUACCCUCAUGACCCGCCACAGAACCGACCUCGCUACCCACCCUCUCAACUUCGUUGGCCUCCUCAUGUCCUGUUGCGAGCGUUAUAUCGACAUCCGGUCCCAGCAGUAUAAUCUCGCGAUGCUCCGGAUCGGUACGGCUAUGGACGCGCUCUCACCUUCCGAGUUCACUGAAUGGUUCCGAUCUUGGAAUGCGGUGUCCACAGCUGUUUCGAGAGAAAACACGAUGUUGUUCGACUGUUACAAUGACGUGACGUGGUCGGAGAAGACGUGUCUUGAGCUGACGGGCAUCGCGAGACGGUAUUUGUCAGUAGUGGAAGCCGUGGAGAGACGGUAUGGGCCGCACGGUCGAGAUCUAAUGCCGCGAGAUAUUGUGCACAGUGUUGUUUAUCGGACGGAGAUGCACGGUCACCUGCUCAGGUAUGUAGACAAGAUGAUCACAAUGCAAUUUAAUUUCCAGAGCAACAACUUGGUGCAGAAAGAUGCGCAAGUAUCGAUCCAGAUAUCUUCGGCGACGAGGGAAGACGGCAGGUCGAUGAAGACACUGGCAUAUCUGACUCUAUUUUUCCUGCCCAUCACCUUCGUGUGUGCCAUCUUUUCAACGACCAUUUUCAACUUCGAGAAUUGGCACGUCGAUAAUCGAAAUGUGGUGUCGUCUGGCUGGUGGGUUUUUGUCGUAAGUUGUGUGGCGGCCAUGAUCGGGACCACCAGUGCUUGGUUCGUUCUUAUUGUGCGUCAACAUGAUCAAGGCUGA
This is a messenger RNA of Exophiala bonariae, 1392 nucleotides long. RefSeq lists its product as uncharacterized. The transcript has a single exon. The coding region runs from base 1 to 1392 and encodes 463 amino acids. The record is from RefSeq and is a predicted model, not a curated record. Lineage: Eukaryota; Fungi; Ascomycota; Eurotiomycetes; Chaetothyriales; Herpotrichiellaceae.